GAAAAACUGGAGAUGUCACUUAGUGACAUCAAUUUUUUUUGUUCGCUUGAGUUUUUCUCGCAUUUUCCUCCACGAAAUCCCCAAAUACUCCCACUCUGUGUCAACCUCUGCCCCAAACACGCUACCCAGCACGUCUCGAAGCACCUGGCGAGGUUUGCAAUCCGUGGAAGCGCGAGUGAAAGUCUUGCUAAAAGUUGUCCCCAAGAAAAAUGAAAGUGAACUGAAUUUUAUCAAAAGAUCAAUGAACUUAUUUGUAAAUAUCGAAGGGAUUAGUGAAAAGUGUUUGAUAUUUCCACGAAGAAGCUGGAGAAAUGGACACAGGACAGCUUAUUGUCCCACGAGAUACUGACUGCUCUGCAGCAAAUCCUCUCAUUUCUGAGGAUUCUGGGACUUUUCCCACUUCGGUGGAUCCCUUGGACAUAAGGGAUACAAAUGACGACACAGCAGAGUCUCAGGGUCUUCUGGAGCGCCCAAUGGCCUCCGUGAAGCUUCCAGUGAUUGGGAUGACGUGCCAAUCUUGUGUGCGGAACAUCGAAGGGAAUAUCGGGACCAAAGAAGGGAUUUACAAUAUACGAGUAUCGUUAGCUGAUAAAGCGGCAUUUAUUGAUUUCAAUCCAACAUCAACUAGUGCAGAAGAAUUAGCUGCUAGCAUUGAGGAUAUGGGAUUUGAGUGUCCAUAUCAGAGUCCCAUUGAAAAUGGUCAGAUUCUCAGUAGUUCCGUUGAAGAAGUGAAGAUCCUCAUUGAAGGAAUGACUUGCAAUAGCUGUGUAAAGAAUAUUGAGGGGACCAUUGGGGGGCGGGAAGGGAUCAAGAGCAUUUCUGUGAGUUUAGCUGAAAAGGAGGCACUUGUAAAUUUCGAUUCGGCUAUUUGGAUGGCAAAGGAUAUUGCAGAUGCCAUUGAGGACAUGGGAUUUGAGGCGAGAGUUAAAGAUGGGGUAAUAAGGGAGAAAGAAAAGAGCCCACCAACACAGAAACGUCCACUUUCUGAAUCUCUUGUUAUGCUAGGGGGUCCUCAAAGUGGCAAAGAAGCCAACUGGACAAAAUGCUUCCUUCACAUUCAAGGAAUGACUUGUGCCAGUUGCGUGGCUGCCAUUGAAAAGCAUUGCCGGAAGAUUUUUGGCGUGGACAGUAUUUUGGUGGCUCUUUUGGCUGCUAAGGCAGAAGUUAAGUACAAUCCGAGGCACAUCACAGCUGAAGACAUUGCCCAGUCCAUCAGUGAAUUGGGCUUCCCGGCGGAGGUGAUAGAUGAGCCGGGGACGGGAGAGAGUGAGAUUGAGGUGGAGAUCAAGGGUAUGACGUGUGCCAGUUGCGUCAACAAAAUCGAACAGACAGUGCUGAAGAGUCCGGGAGUGAGUUUUGCUGCUGUCGCACUCACCACCAGACGCGGUAAAUUCCGCUUCAGCAAUGAACAGACAGGACCACGGACUAUCUGCGAUGUAAUCAACUCAUUGGGCUUCGAAGCGAGUCUGCUGUCCAACAAGGACAAAAUGGCUCACAGCUACCUCGAGCACAAAGAGGAGAUCCGGAAGUGGCGCAAUGCCUUUCUGAUCUCUUUGGUAUUUGGUGGUCCAUGCAUGAUUGCCAUGAUCUACUUUAUGAUUGAGAUGGAGUAUCACACGCACGAAGAAAUGUGCUGUGUCCUCCCUGGGCUGUCAAUGGAGAAUCUUGUGAUGUUUGUCCUUUCGACUCCUGUACAAUUUUUCGGUGGAUGGCAUUUCUAUGUCCAGGCCUAUCGAGCAGUUAAGCAUGGAUCCACAAAUAUGGAUGUAUUGAUAACAAUGGCCACAACUAUUAGCUACAUCUACUCAGUGGCUGUUCUUGUGGCCUCAAUGGUGCUUCAGCAGGUGACUUCUCCACUCACCUUUUUCGACACACCUCCCAUGCUGCUGAUUUUUAUUUCCUUGGGAAGGUGGUUAGAGCACGUGGCUAAAGGGAAGACUUCCGAAGCACUCUCGAAAUUGCUGUCCCUGAAAGCGACAGAAGCUACUCUGGUGACUAUAAAUGACAAUUUUGAGGUGCUGUCGGAGAAGGUGAUAUCAGUGGAUUAUGUUCAGAGGGGUGAUACGAUCAAAGUGGUUCCGGGAAGCAAAGUUCCGGUCGAUGGGAAGGUUCUUUUUGGCAAUUCAACGUGUGAUGAGAGUCUGAUUACGGGAGAAUCAAUGCCGGUGCCCAAGAAGAAGGGGAAUGUUGUUAUUGGGGGUUCAAUUAAUCAAAAUGGGCUACUUUUUAUGACUGCAACGCACACGGGAGAAAAUACAACUCUUGCGCAAAUUGUGAGGCUCGUGGAGGAGGCUCAAACGUCCAAAGCACCUAUUCAGCAAUUGGCAGAUAAGAUUGCAGGGUACUUUGUGCCCUUUGUCAUUGCUGUGUCUACCAUUACGCUAAUUGGAUGGACAAUUAGUGGAUACAUUGACAUUAAUCAUCUGCCAAUGACGGAAGCCCAGAAAAGGGGACUCAAUCGGGAAGAAAUCAUCUUCAGCUACGCUUUCCGCUGUGCCCUCAGUGUUCUGGCAAUUGCUUGCCCCUGUGCCCUGGGCUUGGCUACCCCAACAGCCGUGAUGGUGGCUACAGGAGUUGGAGCACUCCAUGGGGUACUUGUCAAGGGUGCUGGGCCCCUGGAAAAUGCCCACAAAGUCAAGACAAUUGUAUUUGACAAAACCGGAACAAUAACUCAUGGAAUGCCAAUGACAUCGCGCAUCUGCCUCUUCGUGAAGCCAACUGUGUGCUCCCUUGGACGCCUCCUGACCAUCCUUGGGGCUGCUGAGAGCAACAGUGAACAUCCAAUUGCCACAGCUGUAGUGAAGUUUGUCAAAGAAAUGCUGGAAGUGGAUGUUUUUGGGAAAUGCGCAAGUUUUAUGUCUGUCCCAGGAUGUGGGAUAAGAUGUAAAAUCUCUAGCAUCGAUGGGACUCUGGAUAAGGCUCUAAAGUCCGAGAAGAUUGUCAACUAUGAGAAUUUGAGGAGGAAUGGAAGUGAUUUAGUGUUAGUGAAUGGUGUUGCCAUUGAAGAAAUCAUUCCGGAAUUGUCAUCAUCCGAGAGGAAGACCAGGGAGUUGCAGCAGUUGCUGCAGAUCGACAAGAGUGAUGAGGAGAUUGACCAGGGCGAAGCCUUCGACAAAAUCUCCGAGUACCGUGUUCUCAUUGGGAAUCGCGAAUGGAUGCAUAGGAAUGCAGUUCAUGUUCCUCCAGAGGUGGCCACCAAAAUGACUGAGGAGGAAUCCAUGGGUCACACGGCCAUCCUCUGCGCCAUCAAUGAGUCACUGGUAUCCAUGGUGUCGGUGUCUGACAUGGUGAAGCCCGAAGCUCAUUUGGCGGUGUACACAUUGCGUCGGAUGGGCGUUGAGGUUAUUCUCCUAACUGGUGAUAACAAGAACACUGCGGCUAGUAUUGCACGUCAGGUGGGAAUUCAUCGGGUGUUCUCAGAAGUGCUUCCAUCUCACAAAGUGGCCAAGAUACAGAGGCUGCAGGAGAGUGGGGUUCGGGUGGCAAUGGUGGGCGAUGGUGUCAAUGACAGUCCAGCUUUGGCUCAAGCGGACGUUGGCAUAGCCAUUGCGGCGGGAACUGAUGUUGCAGCUGAGGCUGCUGAUGUCGUUCUGAUGCGCAAUGAUCUUCUGGAUGUUGUGGCUUGUUUGGAUCUCUCGAGGCGCACAGUGAAGCGCAUCAGGCUGAAUUUUCUCUUUGCCAGCAUGUACAAUCUGCUGGGAAUUCCACUGGCUGCCGGAGUUUUCAGUCCACUCGGAUUUGUGCUGGAGCCCUGGAUGGCAUCAGCAGCAAUGGCAGCCAGUUCUGUCUCCGUUGUGUGUUCCUCACUUUUACUCAAACUGUACAAAAAACCCUCCGUGGCGUCACUGCAGACGCCAGAAUAUCUGCAGCUGGUGGAUUCGGGUGGACAUCUGGAUCCGGAAGCUGUGUCCGUUCAUCGUGGCUUGGAGGAUAUACCACGACCGGACUUUGGUAGAUCAAAUAGCUCCACUUUGUCCAGGAUAUUUGGACGGGUCAAGAGUUCUUCUGAGCCGCGACUUUUGGGUGAAGAUGAUGAAUUGCGCAUUGAAGUGGUGCGGUCUAGCAAAUCAAAGUCGUACCGAGACUGCACAGAAAUGCAGAAAUUAUGAGGAGGACAAGUGAUGUGGGAAGCAUUUGUGAUACUGCGAACAUUGAUGACAGACUCCUUUCCAGCCUUCUUAUGCGCCGAAAGACAGUACUUAGGACAUUUUCUAAUCAUUUUACUCUCUUGUACCAACAAAUAAAUCUCAAGAGCUUUGAACAUU
Messenger RNA from Phlebotomus papatasi, 4265 nucleotides. RefSeq names its product copper-transporting ATPase 1 (gene ATP7). The transcript is spliced from 8 exons. The coding region runs from base 312 to 4109 and encodes 1265 amino acids. NCBI's taxonomy places the organism in Eukaryota, Metazoa, Arthropoda, Insecta, Diptera, Psychodidae. Gene Ontology annotation, molecular function: copper ion binding; ATP binding; P-type divalent copper transporter activity. Gene Ontology annotation, cellular component: trans-Golgi network; perinuclear region of cytoplasm; membrane. Gene Ontology annotation, biological process: monoatomic cation transport; copper ion homeostasis. The record is from RefSeq and is a predicted model, not a curated record.